Messenger RNA from Humulus lupulus (European hop), 673 nucleotides. RefSeq lists its product as uncharacterized. NCBI's taxonomy places the organism in Eukaryota, Viridiplantae, Streptophyta, Magnoliopsida, Rosales, Cannabaceae. The record is from RefSeq and is a predicted model, not a curated record. The transcript is spliced from 3 exons. Gene Ontology annotation, molecular function: cysteine-type peptidase activity. Gene Ontology annotation, biological process: proteolysis. Bases 53 to 619 code for a protein of 188 amino acids.
UAAGAAGACAAAGAAGCAAAAAAGGAAUGGUUCACCAAUACCUAAUGUCCCAAUGACACAAGAGAAGUCUCAUCCUUCCCAAAAACUUCCUAGUCAAAAUGAAGUAGUGUCAAUUAAAGCUAGUGCCCCGAUACUCUUCAAGAUUCCUAGUGGGGUUCCUCGCUUUCUCAAGUGUCUAUUAACUACCGUGAAGUAUGUGGAGCCAAGUUUCAUGAUCAAAAUUACGAUGGAUUUUGAGAUAUUCGGCCAUGAGAAUGAUUUAUAUAUAUCACAAGAAGAUAUAGUCCAUGUUGGCUUAAUGGAAGAGAUUGGAGCAUCAUGUGUAUCGUUAUAUAUCAGGAUUUUAUACUUCCAAUUAGUGAAAAGAGAGAUUAGUCACUUUUUUCGUUUUGUUGAGCCAAUUUGGUUAUCAAAUGUUGGAUCCACUGAAGAAGAACGAGUUGAAUGGGUAUCAAAGCGUAUGCUUGAUUCAAAUCCGGGUCAGAUGUGGUUGUUGCCAUAUCAUAAGGGAAAGCAUUGGAUGCUUAUAAUAAUUGAUUUUUAUCACCAAUUGUGCUAUUUCCUGGAUUCUCUUCACAAUUUUCCACCAGAUGAAAUCAAAUCUCUCAUUUCUCGGUAAAAAUCUAACCAAUUAACUGCAUACUCUUUAAUUCAUUUAAAAUUAACAACAUCU